UUGCCUGCUACCUUAUUCUUCUCAGUGCCACGGGCGCAGUCUCUCCCCGGAAUUUCGUUCCCCGUCGGUGCAGCUCCGUUUGCUUCCACAAACCAGGCGGCAACUUCCAUCCUUUCCCGGUACCAGUUAGCCAGUACAAUGCCGCCUCAGCAGCAAAACGAGCAAAAAAUGCGUUUUCAACAGCCUUACCAAUUGCACGGCUUAACACAACAUCCACCCCACAUAAUGGAAGCUAAUUCUCUUCCUACUACCUCAUGCUUCUUGCCUGCGCUAUCUUCUGCAGGAUAUGUGCCCCAGACUGGUCUUCCUAUCCUCCAGCCCUCUUUUCCGUUGACUAGAGACCAACUGGAAGCAACAAAUCUCCUGGUUGGACAAGCUCUAAACUCCGGCAUCACUGCCUCAGAACCGAUGCUUGCCGGUCAUGGCCAGUUUGUAAACUUUGGCCCCGAAGGGCAGCUAUCUGCCAGCGCUUCUGAUGCUAUUUCGGCUAUAAGGAACUCUAAUCCUUUUGUUUCUGGCCAGCUUGCUACGACCAGUAAAGUAGCAAAUAGCUUUUUUUGCAACGUACCGGAGCACCAUCGCCUCGAGGACUUUGUCCAGUUGAUGCAGGACAAAUCGCGACGUCUUGAGAGACGAUUGGAUGCACAAGAGGUAGAUAAGGACGAAUCUAGUCGGAGAUGA
Messenger RNA from Protopolystoma xenopodis, 681 nucleotides. The record is from the annotation of a GenBank genome assembly. Lineage: Eukaryota; Metazoa; Platyhelminthes; Monogenea; Polystomatidea; Polystomatidae.